AUGGCGGUCAUUACAUCUGAUGGGGAGUACUCGUAUGGACUUCACCAAUUGCAAAAAGUCAAGGUAUGGAACCAUGCAGCGAAACCCGGCGAAGUUUACGUCUAUAUACACGGGGGAGCAUGGAGAGAUCCCAAUAAUACAUUCAAUGAAAUUGAACCUGUGGCGCGAAUGAACCGCAACCGCACCUUCAUUGGGAUCAACUAUAGAUUAUCUCCAGAAGUCAAGCAUCCGCUGCAUGUGAAGGACAUUUACGAGGCUCUAAAGUUUAUUCAUCAGGAAUUUGAUGGUCCACAAAUGCACGGGUUUGGGUAUUCCGUCGGGGCGACGAUGAUCUUGCAAUUGGUUCAAUUCUCGUCAGUUCUCAACAAUGAGCCAGAAGUGGGGUUGUAUUUCAAGAGCAUCAAAUUACUAGAUGGGAUAUACGAUGUCAAAUCGUUGCUUCAGGAAUACCCCUCGUACGCGUCGUUUGUGGUUGAGGCGUACUCGAGUCUUGAGUCGGCCAAGGAUAGUAUCAGCUUGCAGAUCAGCAAGGGAACAAAAGAACAGCUCUUCCGCGACAGGAUAAUAGACUCAAAUACAAAGAUAUACGUGUGCCAAUCGUUGGAAGAUGACUUGUUGUCCAUGAACCAGACCGUCUUGUUGAUGGACUUUUUCAAGCUGUUGGAUACUGAAGUUGAGUUGGUCACGGGCAACUGGGGCAAACACGAUGACAUAUACGGCUCUCAUCGAAAUCAAGUCCUCAUGCACGGAUUGGAAUGA
Molecule: messenger RNA, 759 nt
Organism: Lodderomyces beijingensis
Lineage: Eukaryota; Fungi; Ascomycota; Pichiomycetes; Serinales; Debaryomycetaceae
Source: the annotation of a GenBank genome assembly